AUGGUACAAGGCCGUCCGGACUCCUGUCUACCGAGGUUCGGCAUCUUACCAUUCUUCAGCUGUGAGCCUGAUGAUGUCUGCAAGUACGGCUACAGGGACGACAAGACGUAUUGGCUGUCCACCUUCGACACGUUCGAGCAACAGCCGAAAGUGCCGGCUGAGGGAACGGACAUCAGGCAGUACAUCAGCCGCUGUGCAGUCUGUAUCACGACCAACCUGGUGCUAGCCUUCCACAGUCAGAGGGCCUCGGUCAUCCCGGACUGUCCUCAGGGCUGGAGGGGCAUCUGGACUGGCUACAGCUUCCUCAUGCACACCGCUGCCGGAGAAGGAGGAGGUCAACCACUGACCAGUCCCGGAAGUUGCCUGGACUAUUUCCGGUCUGCACCGUUUAUCGAAUGCGUCAACGAUGUCUGUGACGUGUCGUCCAAUCAGCUCAGUUUCUGGCUCAUCGGAAUUCCGGGUGGUGAGAGGGAACAAUUCAACGAGCCGCGCAGAGUUGUGGGCAAGCUAGACGUUCUUAGGCAAAGAAUAAGUCGUUGCAGGGUCUGUGUUUACAACGGUGGCUUGUACGAAGAAAUUGUCGCUAAAGAAGCUCCUCCUGGUGUAACAGCAACCGGUGUUUUCAACUUUGGCGGCUGAGUGUUAAAAUCAGGUUGAAAAAAAAAAUAAUCGAAAUGUUGUCAGCACUGUUAAGUUCGCCAACUUCAUGAUAUUUAGACGACAUCUUAUUUCAAGUUUUGAAGGUAGUGACAAUGCAUGCCAUUUUGGCAAGAGAAUUAUUUUAAUGAUAAUGUCCCCAAAAUAUACAUAAUGGUGCUAUAUUAUAUAAUUAAACAUAAUGACUAUUGGAGACAAUGACAACUGUCGUGGUGAACUCGCACAUUUAAAAUACAUUAGGGUCAGAAAAAUGUAUGGUUGUUGAUACGGUGCUAACGUAUAUCAGUACUAUACACAUUAAAACUUUUUCGACCAAUUACGACUAAAUAAUUCUGACAGCUGUAGUCAUGAUCAGGUAUAUGAAAUCAAGGAGGUCUAAGGAAAUUACUAUCCUCAUGUGUAGGAAUGCACAAUUUUUUUCCUAUCCAAUACAAACAUUUGAAUUAACUGCUUGUACAUAUUUAAUUUUUUGACAAAUUUGUAAACCUUAAAGUACAAAAUGACGGUUUGAUUCACGAACAUUGUCAACUAAUUCAUCGUGGAUUGAAGGAAAUUAGGAUUGUCAUUAAUAACAAUUUACGUUAUGAUAUAGCGACUUUGAUGACUGAAUGUAUGUAGUACUUUUUAAUAUGCUUAUAAUAUGCUUAUCAUACGCAUGUCUUGAUAUUCACAGUAUUAUUAU
Molecule: messenger RNA, 1339 nt
Organism: Branchiostoma belcheri (Belcher's lancelet)
Lineage: Eukaryota; Metazoa; Chordata; Leptocardii; Amphioxiformes; Branchiostomatidae
Product: collagen alpha-2(IV) chain-like
Exons: 3
Coding region: 1-639 (212 amino acids)
Cellular component (GO): collagen trimer
Molecular function (GO): extracellular matrix structural constituent
Source: RefSeq, a predicted model, not a curated record